CGUGCUCUAGAUACAGUGUGACCUGCCCCGAAACCUGAAGAGGCUGAAGCCUAUAAAAAGAAGGGUUGUAAAUCAGGUGUGCAGUUCUGACAACUUGAGGAGAACCUUCUGCAUCAUAGAUAAAAAGAAACAGACUUAUUUGGCAUUACAGUGAUUGCGUUCAGCAGCUUGAAAUUAAAGGAAAAAUGGGAAAGAUCUUUCACGACAGCACAAAAGAGACCCCCACGACCCAGACAAACAAGGUUAAGGACAAUAGAAUCAGCCGAUGUCCUAUGUCGAUACACAUGAAAAACUUUGAAAAUGGCUCAAGACACCAAGACACACUUUACCACAGAGCUGUCAAGCAUCAGCUUUGCAAACCAAAAGUGUGUGAGGGGUCCAUAAUGAACCCAAAAACAUUAAUACGUUCUACUCCCGUGUCCCCACCUUCCACCAACGAGCUCAUCACACAGGCUAUUGACUUCAUCAAUCAGUACUACAAAUCGUUCAAAAACUCUAAAAUAGAUGAGCACCUGGCCCGUGUUACCGAAGUGGCCAGUGAGAUCGAAAACAGCGGAACUUAUCAGCUCACACUAGAGGAGCUCGCAUUUGGAGCUAAGCAGGCUUGGAGGAACGCGCCUAGGUGCAUCGGCAGGAUUCAAUGGUCUAAUUUACAGGUGUUUGAUGCACGCAAAUGCAGGACAGCAAAGGAAAUGUUCGAGUACAUGUGCUCUCACAUUAAAUUUGCCACAAAUGGUGGCAAUUUAAGGUCAGCCAUUACUGUGUUCCCUCCAAGAACUGAUGGCCAGCAUGAUUUCCGGGUUUGGAACGGUCAGCUUAUUAAAUACGCUGGCUAUCAGAUGGAGGACGGCCAGAUUAUAGGAGACCCUGUUAAUGUGGAGUUCACUGAGAUUUGUGUCCAACUUGGAUGGACCCCAAAGUACGGGUUCUUUGAUGUGCUGCCACUGAUCUUGCAGGCCAAUGGGGAAGAUCCUGAACUAUUUGAAAUUCCCCCAGAGUUGAUACUGGAGGUUGAAAUGGAGCACCCACAGUAUAAAUGGUUCAAAGAUCUGAACCUCAGAUGGUAUGCACUGCCUGCAGUCGCAAAUAUGAUGCUGGAGAUUGGUGGACUUGAAUUUACAGCAUGCCCGUUCAAUGGCUGGUACAUGGGCACUGAGAUUGGAGCAAGGGACUUCUGUGAUCCUCAGCGCUACAACAUUCUUGAGAAAGUUGGACGCUGUAUGGGGUUGGAUACACACAAGCUUUCAUCACUAUGGAAGGAUGAAGCUCUAGUUGCUGUCAAUGUUGCAGUGAUUCACAGUUUUCAGAAAAAUAAAGUGACCAUCACAGACCACCACACUGCCACAGAGUCCUUCAUGAAGUACAUGGAGACAGAAUUGCGCCUGCGUGGUGGCUGUCCUGCCGACUGGGUUUGGCUGGUACCUCCUAUGUCUGGCUCUCUGACCCCCGUGUUCCACCAGGAGAUGAUCAGCUACAUCCUGUCUCCCUUCUUUUACUACCAGCCUGAUCCCUGGAUAACAUAUGUCUGGAAAGACGAGACAAAAGGACUAAAGAAACGCAAACGAAUCGGCUUCAAAGCACUUACAAAGGCAGUGGUCUUCUCUCAAAUACUCAUGCAGUCUGCUUUGAAAAAGAGAGUGUCUUGCACCAUCCUCUAUGCUACUGAAACUGGAAAAUCACAGACCUUUGCCAAAAAACUAAAGUCAAUGCUCAGCUGUGCUUUCAAUCCCAGGCUACUUUGCAUGGAGGACUACAAAUUUCAGGAUCUGAAGAAUGAGCGCUUUAUGAUGAUCAUCACCAGCACGUUUGGCAAUGGAGAUCCUCCAGGAAAUGGAGAGAUUUUCAAGAAGCAACUCAUGAACUUGAAUAAGCUACAAAACAACAUGAGGUAUUGUGUUUUUGGCCUUGGCUCUCGGAUGUACCCACAGUUUUGUGCUUUUGCCCAUGCUGUGGAUAAUAAGCUUGCAGAAUUGGGAGCCAAAUGUGUGACUUCCAUAGGAGAGGGAGACGAGCUCAAUGGACAGGAAGAGGCUUUCUCAGCCUGGGCCUGCAAUGUGUUUAAGGCUGCAUGUGAGGAAUUUGGUGUUAAGGGUCAACUGUCAGGGUCUCACCAACUAUCAGAGACCUGGGAUCCUCUGAAACACAGAGUGCAACCUGAAAGCAGCAGCAGCCUAGACUACAUCACGGCUCUUUCAGGACUCCACUCUAAAACUGUGUUUCCCAUGAAGAUGAAGAAAAGGAAGAAUCUCCAGAGUGCUAAGUCUAGCUGCUCUACUAUACUAGUGGAGCUGGAAGUGGAUGGUGGUAAAGAAGUCUUAAAUUACACUGCAGGUGACCAUGUGGGCGUUUUCCCAGGGAACUCACCAGAGCUGGUGAUGGGCAUUCUGAAGCACCUUCCCAAUGCUCCUCCACCAAAUCAGACUGUCCAGCUUCAGUAUCUGCCUGAAUCUGGCCCCGGAGGUGAAAAAUGGCAGACAGAUUCUCGUAUCCCAGCCUGCUCUCUUACCCAGGCUCUUACAUUCCUUCUGGAUAUCACCACAUCACCUUCUCAAAGUUUCCUACGCAAACUUUCACAAUUGGCAAAUAACAAAGACGACCGACAGCGCCUCCUAGAACUCGCAUCGGACUCCAAGUGUUACUCGGAAUGGAAAUCAUUCCACAAUCCCAACUUCCUAGAGAUUCUAGAGGAGUUUCCAUCACUGGUGCUCUCUGCAGCCUUCCUACUUAGCCAGCUACCUCUGCUGAAACCCCGUCUCUACUCUGUCAGCUCCUCACCUGAUCUCCACCCUCAUGAGCUACACCUCACUGUGUCUGUACUCAACUAUCGUACCCAAGAUGGAAAGGGUCCGCUACAUUAUGGUGUCUGUAGCACAUGGCUCAACACUCUUAAAGGAGGAGAGACAGUUCCCUGCUUCAUCCAUAAAUCCAGUGGCUUCCACCUUCCACCAGAUCCCACCACUCCGACUAUCCUUAUUGGGGCUGGAAGUGGCAUCGCUCCUUUCCGCAGCUUCUGGCAGCAACACUUCCAUGACAUGAAAAAGACAGGUUUGCAAAAGAGUUCUAUGAUACUGGUGUUUGGAUGUCGUGGUGCGAACAUGGAUCAUCUAUAUAAAGAGGAGACAUUUGAAAUGAAAGAAAAUGGCACUCUGAAGAGCAUCACUCCAGCAUACUCUCGCCAGCCUGGUCUCCCCAAGGUGUAUGUUCAAGAUGUUCUGAAGAAGCAGCUUAGUGAAGAUGUUUGGGAGGCCUUGAACCAGAAGUCUGGACAUGUGUAUGUAUGUGGGAGUAUGAACAUGGCCCGGGAUGUCGCACAUGCUAUACAGGAGAUCCUGGUUAGCCAUCUGGGUGUAACACUUACCCAGGCUGGAGAAUAUUUGGACCAACUCAAGGCGGAAAAGAGGUACCAUGAAGACAUCUUUGGAGCCUAGUUCUGGAGCACACAGAACACAAGAAGAUCUGUGAUAAAAAUUAGGAAAUAAGUUCAGGUCUGUUAAUAUGAGUUGGUUCAGCAUCAGAGAUCCAAAAGUCAGUAGUUGAGAUCCAACAAGCAUUAAUACAUACAGUUUUGCACUAUGACAGUACGUAAUAUUUGGUCUCUGGCAUCGUAUCCAUUAUUGUUGGAAUAUUCAGUAUAUUAAUCUGUUCAUUAUCUUAAUAAUUCAGUUAACAGUAUGUCUAUCAUUUAUUUGAGUUUGUUGUAUCUUUUCUAUGAUAAUAAGGCCUAAAGUAGAAUCUUUGGGAUU
This is a messenger RNA of Clarias gariepinus (North African catfish), 3743 nucleotides long. Its product is annotated as nitric oxide synthase, inducible-like. Gene Ontology annotation, molecular function: flavin adenine dinucleotide binding; FMN binding; NADP binding. NCBI's taxonomy places the organism in Eukaryota, Metazoa, Chordata, Actinopteri, Siluriformes, Clariidae. The record is from RefSeq and is a predicted model, not a curated record. The transcript is spliced from 26 exons. Gene Ontology annotation, biological process: nitric oxide biosynthetic process. The coding region runs from base 186 to 3428 and encodes 1080 amino acids.